Molecule: messenger RNA, 1574 nt
Organism: Leptinotarsa decemlineata (Colorado potato beetle)
Lineage: Eukaryota; Metazoa; Arthropoda; Insecta; Coleoptera; Chrysomelidae
Product: cystathionine beta-synthase
Cellular component (GO): cytoplasm
Molecular function (GO): cystathionine beta-synthase activity
Source: RefSeq, a predicted model, not a curated record
UUUUAAUUUAAUUAAUUGAUCAGAGACAACCAACUCUCUGAAUUGAUGAUCAUUUGCAUUCGAAGUGUAGUUGCGUAUAGGUUGUAGCUAUUUGUUUCGUUUUAUUUAGUAGUGUUUUCGAAGUUUUAGCUAAUUAUAUACAGUAAUUUAUAUCCUAUUACCAAACUCAGUGAAAGCGCCUACGUCUUCUUUGGAAAUAAAAAAUAUGACUGAAGUUGCAGCUCAGAUAAACUCUGGAGAGAACAUUGAAAAUGUUAAACGUCUGAAAGCUAAUCUAAAUUUUUGGUCUCCUUUGAAUGAUAAUUUCAAUGUUCCUGACAAAAAGUCUGCCUGCACGUGGCACAAAAAUGCCAACAGACAAUCAACCCCUCAUUCUACAAAAGAUUGGAAACGAACUUCUAAAAUACUCCCCAAUGCCUUGGCUGCUAUUGGAAAUACCCCAAUGAUAAAACUGAACAAAAUCCCACAGGCUGAAGGUCUAAAAUGUGAAGUAUAUGUAAAAUGUGAAUUCCUCAAUCCUGGUGGAUCGGUGAAAGAUCGAAUUGCCUUCAGAGUUGUUGAAGAUGCCGAGAGACAAGGUUUGCUCAAACCUGGGUCCACCAUCAUUGAACCAACAUCUGGCAACACUGGAAUAGGUUUGGCAAUGGCAGCAGCUGUUAAAGGAUACAGAUGUGUCAUCGUCAUGUCGGAGAAGAUGUCGAACGAGAAAGUUUCAGUUUUGACAGCUCUUGGCGCAGAGAUUGUGCGUACUCCUGUAAAUGCAGAUUCGAAUUCAGCGGAAGGAAUGUUCGGGGUGACACACAGAUUGAGAAAGGAAAUACCUAAUUCGGUCAUUUUAGAUCAAUAUUCUAAUCCUGGCAACCCCCUAGCUCAUUACGAUACCACUGCAGAAGAAAUUUAUGAUCAGUGUGAUAAGAAAGUGGAUAUGAUAGUAAUAGGUGCAGGGACCGGGGGUACAGUGUGUGGUAUUGGCAGAAAAUUCAAGGAGAUAUCUCCUGAAACUAAGAUCGUCGCUGCAGAUCCGGAGGGUUCACUCCUCGCUCUUCCUUCAGAAAAAAUGAAAAGGAACAUCUUAUUGUCCAGCAACGGGAAAAGGAUGACCUAUGCUUGGAAACUGCACAAAUAUUUAUCAGAUGAUUCAGAUAGGUUUUUUUUUAGGUGGUGGGAUGUGAAAGUAACAGAACUCAAACUGGAAAAAUUGCAAACGGCAACAAUGAAUAUGAACUGCGAAAGGGUUUUGAAUAUCAUGAAAAAGUCUGGAUUUGACCAGAUACCUGUUGUUGAUAAUGGAGGAGGUAUCGUUGGUAUGCUGACUCUUCAGAACCUCAUGAACGGAUUGAUUUCUGGAAAAGCUAAAUCCAACGAAAGCAUCGAAACGUGUAUCGUGAGGAUUUAUCCCAAAGUAUAUAAGACGGCAAAUCUCGGGGUGGUAUCUAGAAUAUUGGAAAGGGAGAGUUACGUCAUCAUCUUGGAUGCACAAGGCACUGGAUCUUCGCAGGUCGAUAAACCAGUGGCGAUAGUCACCGCCAUUGAUCUUCUUCAGUUCGUUCAGAAGAAGAGCUGAUAAUCUUGUA